UUGAGGACAGGCUUUGAAGUUGGUUGGUGUCAGACCCGAGUCUGUUGCUGUGACUCCGUCAGGUGGUGGAGUACACCUCUGCAAGCUAGACUAACACGAGACACUUUAAAAACAUUGUAAUAAUGGCGGUUUAACUGCUUUUUUGUUUGUUUUUAAUGUGAGUUUUUGUGUUGUAUCUAUUGAAUGACGGACAGGUACGGCUGUUGUGUACGUGACGGUGAGAAGUUAUCAUAGAAGUUGCUAGUAAAGCUUCCGAGGCGCACGUGGGGCUGAUGCUGCCCGUCACCGACACGGUUUGAAGCGGACGCGGAGUCUCAGAAACACAGGAACACAGGAAGGAGAGGAACAGACGGAUGUGUGACAAUGACCCGCGCUGUGAGCGCGACCAGCCACGCUUUGUUUCAUCUCCCCGCCUUUCAUUUAAUAUUUUAGCGACACGCGAGACCCACUAUCUAAGUACUGUUGGGAUUAUUCGGUGCGCCUUUGGACCACGAGCGGGACUGGGUGCGCGGUGAGUGGAUAAGGAGCCAGUCUGAGACAACAUGGGGACCCAGGGCACGGGACGGAAGAGGUCCACCAAGAAGGAGAGGUCGACGGCAGAGGACGAUGCCCUCAAUCUCAUCGCGAGAGAGGCCGAGGCCAGGCUGGCGGCGAAGAGGGCCGCCAGGGCCGAGGCCAGAGAGAUCCGCAUGAAGGAACUUGAGAGACAGCAGAAAGAGAUCUUUCAGGUGCAGAAGAAAUACUAUGGCUUGAACACCAAAAUAGAUGACCGAGCGGACAGCAAAUGGGGAGAUAUUGAACAAUGGAUGGAGGACAGUGAGAGAUACUCACGCUCUUCACAGAUCCAAACGCUCUCAGACGACGAUGAGCGGAUGUCGGUGGGAAGCCGGGGCAGUGCCAGGUCGGAUCUUGAUGCAGUUGGAGCGUAUGGUGGAGGGGACUCGUCGUCACAUAAGAAGUCAAAGAAAAAGAAGAAACAUAAGCACAAAGACAGGAACAGCUGUGAUGAUGAUUACAGUGUAAUAUCCAGCAGGAGCUCCAGACUCAGUGAUGAAAGCAGAGUGUCUCGCUCCUCCAGGCUAGACCUCACGAGCUCCAGACUAAGUGAUGACACCCGGGUGUCUCGGGCCUCCAGAUUAGAGCUGCAGCCGGCGUCUUAUGCUUCCUCUGACUUGUACGGCUUCAACGGUCUGUCCUCCUCCAGAAAACCAGGUUCAGCUUUCAAUGGUUACCAGAGCGCUCUAUAUGAAGACUGCAGCGGGUCACAGCGAGGCUCCAGCUCUCAUCCGUUAGAGUACGGUAGUUAUCGCAGCUCCGGCUCCAGAGUCUCCUCCAGGGCCGGUUCGGCCCGCGCCAGCCCAGUGGACAACUCCAGCUCUGUGGCCAGUUUUUUGAGGAGUGCGGCCAGUAGCAGCGGCCUCCCCCGGGACCUGGACGAUGUUACUAUUCCGGACUUUUCUGAUGUGGAGGACAGAGAUUAUCUGGAGAAGGGAUCUCGAGCAGCUUCUGCUUUAACAGCAGCGACCCUCACCUCCGUAGGGACGUCCUCGCGGAGAGGAAGUGGCGAGACGGCUGUAACUCUAGACGCAGAGUCCUCUAUACGAGAAAUCAAGGAGAUUCAUGAACUCAAGGAUCAGAUUCAAGAUGUGGAAACCAAGUACACGCAGAACCUUAAAGAAGUCAAGGAUGUGUUAGUAGAAGUGGAGGAGAAGUACCGUAAGGCCAUGGUGUCCAACGCCCAGCUGGACAACGAGAAGAACAACCUGAUGUACCAGGUGGACACGCUCAAAGACUCGCUCAUGGAGCUGGAGGAGCUGCUGUCGGAGUCGCGCCGCGGAUAUGAGGAGAAAGUCAAGGAGUAUGAGCGAGAGAAACACGCCCACUCCGUGCUCCAGUUCCAGUUCAAUGAAAUGAAAGAGACGCUAAAACAAAGUGAAGAGCUGCUCAACGACAUCCGUCAGCUGCGUAUCAAGCAGGAAGGUUUGGUUAGAGAAAUCUCCGACCUGCAGGAGACGGUGGAGUGGAAGGAUAAAAAGAUUGGGGCCUUAGAGCGACAGAAGGAAUACACAGACGCGAUCCGAAUCGAGCGAGAUGAGCUCAGAGAAGAGGUGGUGCAGCUCAGAGACAUUUUGAAGAAACAUGGAAUAGUAUUGGGUCCUGAUCUGAACGUCAACGGAGAGGUUGGUGAGGUGGACGUGGACGGGUCCCCUGGUGCAGACACUGCUUCCCCCCCGGCCCAGGACUCAAACACUCCCCCUGUGGAGGGGAACAGCAUGCUGGGCAACACAGAGGAGACUCAGUUGAGAAGUAGCAGAGAGGAAGAGGUGGAUCCAGAGCAGCAUCAAGAAGUGUUUGAGGAAGCCAAAGAGAAGUGCUCGAGCUCUGAUACUCCCUGUAAUGUAUCUGGUGUUUCCACCCUGGAAACAUCCAGCGAAGAACAGCCAACGCAAGAACAACACACAUGCUUAGAAGAAGACAAGAAGACUGCCACAGAAGAAGACAAUGUUGUAGAACGUUGCCUUAGCAAGAACUCAAAUGUUGACAUUAAUGACCAAUCAAUCACAGAGGCCAAAGAUAUAAUCAUUUGCAGCCCUGGGCUUCAAGGGAUUGUAACAAGUUCUGAGAAAAAUAUUCCACAGAAAGAAAGGCCUGCAGGGGGAGAUGUAGGGGAGACAGAAACCAAAAGCUGUAGUGUUGACACCAAGAGUGAUGACAUUAGAGAGUCAUCUAACAACCUUUUUGAAGAGCGAGAAAACAAACAGGAAGUUGUUGAGGAAAGUCACUUGAGAAAUACAGAACCAUGUCAUCAGCAAAGAAUUGUUAUGACGGAAAGUUUACCGGACGAGUCCAUCCAAGCUGUAGAGAACACCGAACCUCAACCAAAGCCUGAUAAUGCAGAAGAAGCAGAAAACGACGAGGCAGAGGAAGUAUCAGGUAAAACUCAGCCUCAGUGUACUGCUGCUUCAGGGAAAAAGAAGAAAAGGAAGAGGAAAUCCAAAAAGAAAGGAGGAACUCACGAGGAUAAGAACCAACAAAAAGAUGUAACCGAUAAAGAAAAGGACAAAACUGAAGUAGACGUUGAAUCAGCUGCAAGAGAGAAAGGGCCAACGACAGAACCGGAAGUUGAUGGUUCUGUUACUGAAACCCAUAAGGAAUCAAGGGUGGAUCAAGUUGAGAAUGAGCAGCACCUGCAAGAAACUGAGGAGGUAGAUGGAGUAAAAGACGUGAAACUCUCUGAAACGUUUUCUCCCAAUGAAACUGUCAAAGAAGCAAGGAUAGAUCAUGCUGCAGAUGAGCAUGACAAGGAACAAGGUCUGGAAGUUGAAACAGCAGAGGCAGUGGCAGCCAUUGAAACCUUUUCUCAAGUUAAAACUCUCAAGGAAACCAGAGCAGAUCUUAGACAGGAUAAGCAAGACGAGAAGCAGACUUUUGAAUUGGAGAAAGUAGAAGUGGGGUCUAUAACAAGUCCUGUUCCAGAGAUCGACCUCAGUACUUACGAUCUUAUUGACAACGCCAAAGGUGCAGACAGUUCCAAUGAUCUUGAGAAAGAGUGCACUUUCUGUAUAGAUGAUUCUAAAAGUGAAACGAACAUCUCAUCUAAUGACGAUGCCAUCCAUACUGAGUUAGAAAAUAUUAAUAGUGCAGAGGAUGAAGUUGGACCUAUUGAUGAGAUGAAAUCUAAAUGCUCAACCAACAACCCAGAAAACACCUUUGAAACAAGUGGUAAGAAAAACACUAAAGCUGAAUUGCCUGCUUUAAGCAGUGGUGAUACUGCUGCUGUUGAAUCUGAAUCCACCAACCUAGCUGAGAGUAAGGAGAACAUGGAUGUGUCCCUGUCUUCUACCGAUGGCUUCACCGACACUCUCAUUAGCUUGUCUGGCUCAGACCUGUCGGCAGCUGUGCCCUCAGGCAGCGAUGGCGCUCCCAUCAAGGUUUCUGAGGGGGGUCCCAAGGAGACCACUGAGACAGCCAAAGACCAUGAUGAGUCAGGAACAGAGAAUGAACGAGAAUCCUUUUCUCCCAGUGUGGUUCCCAUUGUCAUUUCUUCAGCCAGAGCCGAAAAGGAGGAGCUAAAUGAAAGUUUGAGGGAAGCUGAAGGUUUAAUCGAGCCAGAUGUAAAACGUGACAGUUGUGACAGUGCAUCCCUAACAGAAAACACUGAGUCACAUGACCCUGUAAAGAGUCCUUUGCAGACUGUAGCGCAGGCUGACCUAUUAGAUGAUGUAGAAAGCCAGACGUUACAGUGUGAGUGUCAGUUUGUGGCCACUAAAUCAGAAGAGAUCAAUACCAUUGACAUGUUAAAUACACCAGCCUUUCCAACAGAAGCUUCUGAAAUUGGGUCCACACUCGAGCAGAACCACAGUACUGAAGAAUCAGCUGUUGCAGAAGAUCCUGAAACGCAUGAAAACAGUCAAAAUGAUCAACAGAGUGAGACACCGCGCCUGCCUGGACCCAGCAAAGACCAGUCUGAGGAUAAUGAUUCAUCUCAACCUGCCCUGCAGGGGAGGGAUGAAGACACCUUUGAAGAUGACGAAGGCCUGUCUUUUGAUUUUGAUGACAUGGAUGUCGAGGUGGCUAUAGCGACAAGUGUCCCCAAAACUCUGGAACAGGAAGAAGUGGAGGAGGGAGUGGACGUCACGUCGGAUGAAAGCAGCAAUGGAGUUUCAGUCCAAAGUCAAACGGAGUCAAAUGAAAAAUCAAAAGAAAGAAAUGAUGAGACGUGUACGGUGGAUGGCGGUAACGAGGUAGAUAAACUAGAAACUAGGUCUCAAGAACACCAAAAGUCUUUGGCUCAUGAGGACAACACCUCUGAAAAGGGGGAACAUGUGGAAGAUGUGUGUGAAACGCCUAAACCUAUGUCUGGGGAAGAAGCAGGUGUAAAAGAUGAGCCCAGGCACAUUAUAGAGGAAGGAAAGGGUUUGAAUGUUGGAGAGGACAUUAACCAGGCGAUGUCUCUGUCCAUAGAGGAAGGGUUAGAUGCCGUUAAGCAUGAGUUGGAAGUACCAAAGCAUGUAGAGCAAGUGGCCAGCAACAAAGAGCCACACCACACAGGGAAAGAUGGGAAGAAAAACAGCAAGAAAGGUAAAGGCAAGGGCAAGGAGGAGUGCAAGAUGUCUUAGCUUAUAGAUGGUGUAUAGUAUAGAUAUAGAUUAUUAGAUCUGCUCUCUGCUAGUCUUCGCUUAGCUAAGGGGUCAAAUAAAUGUGCAGAACCACUUUGAUUCUGUCCCAAAUGGAUAUUGGUGUAACUUUGUAUAUUAUUUGAAUUAAAUCCAGCCAACAGUCUAAGGUCCAAACAUAAAGUUUCAGGAUAAGGAUGUUAACUGCUUGGUAGAUUUUUUUUCUAUUGGCCAAUAAUGCACUUGCUAUAUCAGGUAAUAUUAUUUUGUUGUUGAUGCACAUUGAUCAUGCUGCUUGUUAUGUGUCAUGGGUAAUAUUGCUCUGCACCUGUAUCACGCAUUUUUCUCAUGCUACAAUUCCAGGAUGUCAUUGAUUCAUUAAUUUCAUAGGUUCAAAAUAAUAAACCGGUAUUAAUUGGUAAUUCUCUUUAAGACCCAGUCCACAGAAAAACAGGGAUUUUCUGUAUCCCGUCCACACAAGCACUUAAAAA
Etheostoma spectabile (orangethroat darter) is the source of this 5608-nucleotide messenger RNA. RefSeq names its product leucine rich repeat (in FLII) interacting protein 1a (gene lrrfip1a). Lineage: Eukaryota; Metazoa; Chordata; Actinopteri; Perciformes; Percidae. Gene Ontology annotation, molecular function: RNA polymerase II cis-regulatory region sequence-specific DNA binding; DNA-binding transcription factor activity, RNA polymerase II-specific. The transcript has 24 exons. The record is from RefSeq and is a predicted model, not a curated record. Gene Ontology annotation, biological process: regulation of transcription by RNA polymerase II. Bases 543 to 5120 code for a protein of 1525 amino acids.